This is a messenger RNA of Elephantulus edwardii (Cape elephant shrew), 2304 nucleotides long. RefSeq names its product angiopoietin-like 1 (gene ANGPTL1). The record is from RefSeq and is a predicted model, not a curated record. NCBI's taxonomy places the organism in Eukaryota, Metazoa, Chordata, Mammalia, Macroscelidea, Macroscelididae. Gene Ontology annotation, biological process: cell surface receptor protein tyrosine kinase signaling pathway. Bases 311 to 1783 code for a protein of 490 amino acids. The transcript is spliced from 5 exons.
AGGCAGAGCAAAGCCACAGCGCGUUCUCUGCUGGAGUCAAGACAGCCCACAGACCAGAACUUCCACCCCACUAUUUAAAAUUACAUAGGUGGCUUGUCAGAUUCAAUUGAUUAGUACUCUCAGAAGAAAAAGAAGUUCCUUAUUACGGCUUGGAUUCAACGGUCCAAAACAAAAAUGCAGUUGCCAUCAGAGGCACAGAUGAACGAUCCACAACACUGACUUUUAAAAAUCAGGAAAAAGGGCAGCAAGUUUCUGGAUUUACUUUUACCAACCAACAUAAAAAGACGCUGUUGUACAACCUCAUUUCGAAAUGAAGGCUUUUCUCUGGACCCUAGGUGUGUUCUUCAUGCUAAUGGGCACUCAACACUGCAGAGGAGGACAGUUAAAAAUGAAAAAAAUAUCCCAGAGGAGAUACCCUCGUGCAGCAGAUGGUAAAGAGGAAGUAAAGAAAUGUGCGUACACAUUCUUGGUACCUGAACAGAAAAUUACAGGGCCCAUCUGUGUCAACACCAAAGGGCAAGAUGCAGGUACCAUUAAAGACAUGAUCACCAAGAUGGACCUAGAGAACCUGAAGGACGUGCUCUCCAGGCAGAAGCGGGAGAUAGAUGUCCUGCAGCUGGUGGUCGAUGUGGACGGGAACAUUGUGAAUGAAGUGAAGCUGCUGAGGAAAGAGAGCCGUAACAUGAACUCUCGUGUGACUCAACUCUACAUGCAACUCUUACAUGAGAUUAUCCGUAAGAGGGAUAAUUCCCUUGAACUGUCCCAGUUGGAGAACAAAAUCCUCAACAUCACCACAGAAAUGUUGAAGAUGGCCACAAGGUACAAGGAACUAGAGGUGAAAUACGCAUCCUUGACUGAUCUCGUCAAUAAUCAGUCUGUGAUGAUCACUUUGUUGGAGGAACAGUGCUUGAGGCUAUUUUCCCGACAAGACACCCAUGUAUCUCCUCCUCUUGUCCAGGUGGUGCCACAACAUAUUCCCAACAGCCAUCAGUACACUCCUGGUCUGCUGGGAGGCAAUGAGAUACAGAGGGAUCCAGGGUAUCCCCGAGAUUUAAUGCCGCCACCUGAUCUGGCAACUUCUCCCACCAAAAGUCCUUUCAAGGUACCACCAGUAACUUUCAUCAAUGAAGGACCAUUCAAAGACUGUCAACAUGCAAAAGAUGCUGGGCAUUCAGUAAGUGGGAUUUAUAUGAUUAAACCGGAGAGGAGCAGUGGACCAGUGCAGUUAUGGUGUGAGAACAAUUUGGAUCCGGGGGGUUGGACUGUUAUUCAGAAAAGAACAGACGGCUCUGUCAACUUCUUCAGAAACUGGGAAAACUAUAAGAAAGGGUUUGGAAAUAUUGAUGGAGAAUACUGGCUUGGACUGGAAAAUAUCUACAUGCUUAGUAAUCAAGAUAAUUACAAGUUGCUGAUUGAAUUAGAAGACUGGAGUGAUAAAAAAGUCUAUGCAGAAUAUAGCAGCUUUCGUCUGGAACCUGAAAGUGAAUUCUACAGACUCCGUCUGGGAACGUACCAGGGAAAUGCAGGGGAUUCUUUGAUGUGGCAUAACGGCAAACAAUUCACAACACUGGACAGAGAUAAAGACAUGUAUGCGGGAAACUGUGCCCACUUUCAUAAAGGAGGUUGGUGGUACAACGCCUGCGCUCACUCCAACCUAAAUGGAGUGUGGUACAGAGGUGGCCAUUACCGCAGCAAGCACCAAGACGGCAUCUUCUGGGCUGAAUACAGAGGCGGGUCCUACUCCUUGAGAGCAGUUCGGAUGAUGAUCAAGCCAAUUGACUGAGAAAGAACAGUCUCCAAUUUAAGAUGACACAGAACUUUCUAUUUUCUGGUUCUUAAAAAUGUCAGUAUUACAUGUGUAUUAUUUCACACAAUUUUUACUUCUGCAGAUAAAGGGUUUUUUGAAAUGAAUUUUACUAUAACAUAAAAGGAAAUCUAUGAAAUGCUGCUUCAUUUCCCCCCUCAAUGCACUGCACAAGUCAUUUGUGUCCAUGCCCUAGGUAUUCUAAAAAUGAUAUUGACUAAAUUCUGGCAGAGUUUGUCUCUAAAAUGUAAAUAUUUGAUGCAAUGUAAAACAAAUAUUAACUUUAUUUUAAAUCAAAAUUGAACACAUGUUCUGAAUACCUAAUAGUUUAUUUAAAAACUUUUAAGACUGCUUGAACUUCCAAAGGGAAGAUAUUUUUUUAAAAUUUCAACCACGCAGCACAUUUUAUUUAUAAAAUUACAGACAAGAAAUUAGAGAGAAAACUCUAGUUUUGCCAAGAAAAAAAUACACUUUGCAUUGAAUAAAAAUUGUUUCAAGUU